AUGUCAUCGUCCGACCGUUUGGGACAGUAUCCCCAGGGUUCCGCCCUGUCCAUAUCGCCGGCCACCGUCAGCGGACUGGAUCAGCUGAGGGAUGGACGACUGAACAAGGAAAUGGCUUUCUCUAUCGAAGAAAGACAAGCCCUGGGCAUUCAUGGGUUGUUGCCACCACGUGUUAAGACACAAGAAGAGCAAGUUAAACAUGCCUUGGCCAACAUCGAACGUUUUAGUGACGACCUGAAUAAAUACAUUUACCUAAUGGGUUUACAAGAGAGAAACGAAAAACUUUUCUACAGGGUAAUGGCUGAGAACGUAGAAGCAUUCAUGCCGCUCGUUUACACCCCAACCGUUGGAUUGGCGUGUCAAAAGUAUGGCCUUAUUUUCCAGAAACCCAGAGGACUAUUCAUAUCCAUCCAUGACGCCGGUCAUGUUUAUGAUAUACUGAAGAACUGGCCUGAACAAGAUGUUAGAGCUAUUGUUGUCACUGAUGGUGAGAGAAUUUUAGGGCUUGGUGAUCUUGGUGUUUACGGAAUGGGUAUUCCUGUUGGAAAAUUAGCUUUAUACACUGCUUUAGCUGGCAUCAAACCACACCAAUGCCUUCCAGUCACACUAGAUUGUGGAACAAAUACUCAACUACUGUUGGACGAUCCUGAUUAUGUUGGGUUUAGACAAAAACGUGUCACUGGUCAGCAGUACGAUGAUUUCAUUGAUGAAUUUAUGCAAGCUGCUGUGAAACGUUAUGGACAAAAUUGUCUAAUUCAAUUUGAAGACUUUGGAAAUUCUAAUGCUUUCCGAUUUUUGGACAAAUACCGUAACAAAUAUUGCACAUUUAACGAUGACAUUCAAGGAACUGCUUCUGUAGCAUUAGCUGGUCUUUUUGCUUCUCUCCGGAUCACUAAAACCAGAUUAUCCGACAAUGUGAUUUUAUUCCAAGGCGCUGGAGAGGCAGCCUUAGGAAUUGCUGAACUAUGUGUGAUGGCCAUGCUUAAGGAAGGUACAUCUUUGGAAGAAGCAAGAUCAAAAAUUUGGCUGUUUGAUUCCAAAGGUCUUGUAGUGAAAGACCGUCCUGAGGGCGGAGUAACUGGACAUAAAGUGGAGUAUGUCAAAAAUGUAGCUCCUAUCAAAGUACUUGCUGAAGCCAUCAGGAAAGUUAAACCUACAGUACUCAUUGGUGCUGCUGCUAUUGGUGGAGUAUUUACAAAAGAAAUUAUACAGGAAAUAUCGUCAUACAAUGAUCAUCCAGUCAUCUUUGCCUUGAGCAACCCGACCAGCAAAGCUGAAUGUACUGCUGAACAAGCGUACACUCAUUCAGAUGGCAAAGCCAUAUUUGCUAGUGGUUCACCGUUCAACCCGGUCACUUACAAGUCGAAAACUUACUACCCAGGCCAAGGAAACAAUUCAUAUAUUUUCCCUGGAGUAGCACUUGGAGUUAUUUGUGCUGGAAUCAAGACAAUAUCUGAAGAAGUUUUCAUCAUUGCUGCUCAAACAUUAGCGGCACUUGUGACUGAAGAAGAUUUAGAAAACGGCAGUCUAUACCCACCACUACAGUCCAUACAAGAGUGCUCUUUGAAAAUCGCCGACAAAGUAAUUGAUUACGCAUAUAAAACUGGUGUGGCCAGUACGUUCCCUGAACCAGAAGACAAAAUCGAAUUUAUCAAAGCUCAGCUAUACGAUUACAGUUAUUCCUCAGCGUUGCCACCAUUGUAUGCUUGGCCGAAACAAUAA
Molecule: messenger RNA, 1722 nt
Organism: Macrosiphum euphorbiae (potato aphid)
Lineage: Eukaryota; Metazoa; Arthropoda; Insecta; Hemiptera; Aphididae
Source: the annotation of a GenBank genome assembly